Molecule: messenger RNA, 1335 nt
Organism: Trichoderma citrinoviride
Lineage: Eukaryota; Fungi; Ascomycota; Sordariomycetes; Hypocreales; Hypocreaceae
Exons: 1
Coding region: 1-1335 (444 amino acids)
Source: RefSeq, a predicted model, not a curated record
AUGACGACUAAACCGCCUCCCAACUCCGUAACCACUCCUCGUGGCCGGCAGAAGCAAGCAGACGGCUCGAAACGAACCCCCAACUCCGGAGAUGAACAAGGUUCGCCAUCUCAGCACCAAGGCCGAAGCCACCAAAGGGGCCUCAAGGGAUCAGUCAUUCGACUGAGUCCUUGGAAGAACAACGCCGCUACAGGAAAUGAUGCUUCUUCUUCUUCGACCCAGACAGAGACCACAUCGACCACGACCGAAGCUAGCGAACAAUCCAUCGAUCAAUAUCCUGUGACUCGGCUCGUUCUGGCUCUCGAAAAGAGAGAGCAAAAUGCUCAGGACAAGUACAAUAGCCUCGAAAAAAGGUGCCAAGAGCUUGACGUAGCCCUGCAACUCUCCAUCAAAGAGAGGGAACGCGAAGCGUCCAUUUACGGAGCGGAUUACAGAAAGUUCAAAGCCGCUCUUAAUGGCGCCAGAAAAGAGCUCGACAAAGAAAAAGCAAAAGCUGACGAGGCUCACACAACGAAUGAGUCCCUCCUGAGAGUCCUCGCAGCCCAUGCGAGCACCAUAGAGACUCUCAACGCAGAAAACAGCGAGGCCAAAGCCAAAUGCGAGAGCCUCCGAGCAGCCCACGAUGCCAUCCUAGAGGAACUCGAGGCAGAAAAACACAAGGUGCAGGAGGUCAACAUUAGAACCUCAGCAUACGAUGCCCUUUUGCAACAACUGGAGAAAGAACAAGAAAAGGCAAAGGAGCUCCAUACCGCAAACGAAAGCCUCGCUGCCGACCUCGCAGCGCAGACCCAGGAAAAAGAAUUCGCCGCCAAAAUGCUCGAGGAAAAGACAUACGAAUCAUGGAUCUUCCGCUGCGCCGUUGCCGUAAUCUACAAGGACUCCCCCUCCAAAGAGCGCGUCAAGAUGGGCAAACUGAUUCGCGACGUGCUCUUCUACCUGCGCGACAAGCGUCAGCGUGAACGAGCGCGACAGCAGCAGCAGGAAGACAGCGAUGAGGACGGAAAUGGACAACAACAGGGAAGUGGAGAUGGCCAAUACGAGGAGCAGCAGGAGCAAGGGCAGGUGGUCGAGUCGUCGGCGCCGCAGCACGAAGAGCCUACUUGUCCAGAGACCCCUGGAGGCGGAGGAGAUUCUGGUCAUGAUUCGGAGGACUUGCCCCUCAGCGGGAGAGAAACGCGGCCGAAAAGAUGUCGGACAUUGGGGAGCAUGGAGUAUAGCGACUAUUUCGCUGCGUCCGAUGACUCUGAUGACGAGAAGCCUCUGGUCGAUGUCCUUAAGAAGAGGGCGAAGAAGCUCAGGACCAUGGCGUCUCAUGAAGAGGCGUCAUCCGAUUGA